Molecule: messenger RNA, 5143 nt
Organism: Schistosoma haematobium
Lineage: Eukaryota; Metazoa; Platyhelminthes; Trematoda; Strigeidida; Schistosomatidae
Gene: MTMR6
Product: Myotubularin- protein 6
Exons: 13
Coding region: 214-2571 (785 amino acids)
Biological process (GO): dephosphorylation
Molecular function (GO): phosphatase activity
Source: RefSeq, a predicted model, not a curated record
CCCGCAUCUAUUAAUCGUAUGCGGUGGUUGUCUCGCUAUCUUCUCUGUACUCAUUCUUAUCAAUACACUUUCAUAAUAACAUCCUUUGUGUUGUAUGGUCUUCAUACCAGCUAUCAGGACCAAAACAGACUAUUUCACGUCCAUAACUUUCCAAAAAUAACAUAACAUUGAUAAUUAAACUUAUCAUCUUCAACUAUUGCGUUACAUAAGUGCAUGGACAAGAUAUCCGUGACACAGGUAAAUGACGUUUUCUACAUAGAUCAAUUCGAUGGUAAUGCACAUAUUCGUGGAACCUUACAUUUAACUCUGACGCACAUAUUUUUUCUUGGAUUAUCUCGAAAACAGGAAAUAUGGUUACCGAAUCAACUAAUUUCUUCAGUUGAACGUCUACCGUUAACUACUGGUGGUGCACCUUUGAUUAUACGUGGAAAAGAUUUCCAUGUAAUUCGUUUGGUUGUAUUAAAAGAACGAGAUUGUCACGAUGUUUAUUCAACAUUGACACGGUUACUUUGUGUUGCACAUGUGUCUGCACUCCCGUGUUAUCAAUUUGUACCGCCGGAUUGUUAUUGGUCUCAAGAAGAAGGGUGGUCAACAUUUUCACUUAAGUCUCAGUAUGAUCGAUUUGGAUUACCUAAUUAUUUUUGGAGUCUAACUAAUGUUAACGAAAAUUUUGAGAUAUGUGAUACUUAUCCACCCGUAUUAUAUGUUCCAAGUAUGGUAUCAAAGAAUAUUUUGUAUGGAAGUUCACGUUUUCGCAGUCGUGGCCGAUUCCCUGUCUUAACUUACUUACAUCCAAAUGGGAAGUCAGCUUUGUGUCGAAGUAGUCAACCGUUAGCAGGUUUUUCAUCAAAAUCAACCGAAGACCAAGUACUUUUAGAAGCUAUACGUAAUUCAAAUCCCGAUUCGAAUAUAUUAUAUGUUGUUGAUACGCGACCAGCAAUUAAUGCAUUUACUAAUCGUGCACAAGGCAAAGGUUAUGAAGAUACAAAUGUUUAUCGUAAUGCUGUCAUACAAUUUUUUGAUAUUGAAAAUAUCCAUGUUGUUCGUUCAUCGUUAGAAAAAUUACUAAAAGUAUGUUGUAAUCCAACAGUUAAUGUGGAACAAUUUACUUCUGGUUUAAAUAAAUCUGGUUGGUUGAAACAUUUACAUGCUAUAUUAGAAGCAGCUUAUUUUGUCGCAAAACGAUUAGAUGAAGGAAAUUCUGUACUUGUACAUUGUUCCGAUGGAUGGGAUCGUACUGCUCAAGUUUGUGCCCUAGCUCAAAUUAUAUUAGAUCCAUAUUAUAGAACAUUUCUAGGGUUGCAAGCUUUAAUUGAAAAAGACUGGAUACAAUUCGGUUACAAAUUCACUGAACGAUGUGGUUUAGUGUCAGGUGCUGAUCCCCGUGAAAUCUCCCCAAUAUUUACACAAUUUCUUGAUUGCUUACGACAUUUGCUAGAAAUCUGCCCAACUAAAUUUGAAUAUAAUAUUAAAUUACUAAAGUAUUUACAUGAUCAAAUUUAUUCAGCCGUUUAUGGAACAUUUAUUGGAUGUAGUGAAAAAGAAAGAGUCAAUUUAAAAGUUCAACAAAACACUUACUCUUUAUGGGGUUAUUUAAAUCGAUAUCGUGACAGAUGGAUUAAUCCAUUCUAUGAACAUAAUUCUGUAUGGAUCGAUUUUUCUAUUGACGGAGGUGGCAGGGGUAACUACAAAUACAAUAUAUCAUCUCAUUUUGAAACCGAUGAAUUAAUUACUGUUGGAAUUGAGUUGAUUAGUGAUGGUAAAGGGAAUAGUCGAUAUGCAGCGGAUAUACUACCUGUAUAUAUUCUAUGUGCACCUUUAUUUCGUUUAUGGCGUGAUCUUUAUUUACAUUGGGAAUGGCGUUUGCCUAAAUACGAUUUACAACGUGAAAAUUAUGUUUCGGAUUAUUUAUCCGGUCUGUCAACUCUACUCGAUCACAAUCGACUUUUAGAGGCUAGAAUCGGUCAGUUGCAAGAAUUAUUAAAUUUUAAAAUUGUAUUUGGUAAGAAUAAUCUAUCUAAUUCAAUGGAAAAAUCUAUCACAUCUAAGCUUAUGAACAAUGAUGGAAAUGAACAGACGAUCAUAGAUACUAUCUCCAAUUUAUUUCAUUUUCAACGUACAAUCACAUCGUCACCAACCCUUAACAAUAAUGCUAAUAAUCAUUCUCGUGUUCUUACAAAACAGAAUUCAAUUACGAGUGAUCAAAAGCGUUUAUCUCAACCCACCAUUGGACAAUUGAAAUGUGAGAUGAGUAUAAUCAACGUGAACUGGACACAUUGCUUUAAAUCAGGAAGUUUAUGCUGUGUAUGUAAUAGUUUGUUAGCUUUGUCAAAUCAAUCGGUUCAUUGUCAUUCAUGUGGUCUGCUUACAUGCUCUCGGUGUAUUCACUCAAACCCACCAAAAAUUCCGAGUUUAUGGUCAAAUGAACAAAGAUCUGUACAGUUUUGUAAUCUAUGCGCUUCCGGAUUGCGUAAUAUCUGUAAUUACAGCAGCAGUGCUGGCAGUUCUCAUGUAAAACAUUUUACUCAAAUGGAAUCACUUGAAAUUCCUGCUACUACCGCUACUGCAUAAAUAACAGUUGUUUGUUUUUAAAAAAUCCACUGACUUUUGGAUAACUGACUCUGUUUGAUUGACUGAUUGGUUGAUAAUUGACAGAUGUAUGUGACAUUCAAGUCGAUAUUCAGUUGUUUGUGUUGGCUGGUAAAUGGUUGUCUGUCGUUCUCUUCAUCAAGAUAAUAUGAUUCUAGGCUUCAAGUAUUGGCAAAUUAUAUAAUUCCCAUUGAAACUGAAUUAUCUGUGAUUUAACUGGUUCCUUUCUGUCUACAAACUAGUACUGUUAUUAUUACGUUUGUAUUCCACCGGGUUUCUAAGGUCUAGUACCUUUUUCUCGUUGUACACUUAUUAUUUGCAUAUAAAUUAUUUCAUAACAUCACAAUAACCUAUUCCGUUGUUGUUGUUUGUCGCUUGUGAUUUGUGUUGUUUUUCAGAGGAAAUUAUGUGGUCUUUCCUUAUUUCUUUAUUGAUUUUCCCAUUUUUAACUCCUUGUAUACACUCACCCUCUUGGUCAAUGCUGCUUUUGCUGAAUUUUGCUAUGAUUUCAAAGUUGACUUGAUAAUCAGUCGAUAUAGUGACGGUUGGUCUGACGAGGAUUGUCUUCUUUUUUCGUUCUACUCUCCUUUCUCAUACUCCUUAUUCUUGUUAUUAAAACAUUGUAUUUCAUAAUGAGACUUUUAUGGCAGUUUGGUUUGGCUCCAAUUAGAUGGUAUGAUGAUGUUAUCAAAAUAUACAUUCUGAUUAUCUUCGUACAUAAUUAUCGACUUAAUUCACGUUAGAGAAUAAUGAAAUAAACUAAGUCAAAUACGAGGAUGAAGUUUGAAUACGUUUAUUUCGUAAACUCGUUGAUCCGAACAGACAUUUAGAGUGAAAAGCGAGAAGUCAAAGCGAAUAAGUCAACUCGAUUUGGUCAAGUUGCUUCGGAGUAAUCACAGCGAGUUUAUCACAAAAUAAGCUUAUCGAUCGAAUAUAGAUGAUGGAUGGUAAAAACUUAGUAUAGAAACGAGCCAAUCAGAAUCGACUUAUAUUUGUGCUCAAAAUCUAAACAUGUAUAGCAGGCAGUAGAAAUACCUUUGUAUAGCACUGAAAUCGUUUGAAAUGGUAUUGGAAAAUGGCUUUUUGUCGUCAUAACUUGUAAAGAAUAGUGUUAGACGUAUUAAGUACUCCAAUUCUACUUUGUAGAUUGUAUAUAACAGACGAGUAAGUAAUAUUUUCAAAUCGUAACUAUUAAUCCUGAAACAAAUCUUAACCCGGUGGUACCAUACAUUACGGACCCAAUAGUUAGAUUUACUAGCUCUGAAUCCUUGUUCCUGCCUAGCCCUAUCUUUUAAAUCCAGAACACUGAUCUCAGCCUCUGUGAUGUGAAUCAUGUAUUUCAAACAUAUUAGGUUUACAUGCCAACCAGACAGACCACAUCGUACCAUAAAAUAGAAAAUAACAUUUGUACAAGAUUUAGCCUAAAGUUACUGUGAAUGUGAGAGAUAGUAAUUAAUAGACUGGGCAUAACUCAAGAACGAUAAAUCGUAUAAUAAUAGUCUAUGGGUCAAAAUAAAGCUUAUAACAAGAGAAACACAAAUAUGACUUGAGGCAAUCUGCACAGGAUGCACAUAUGCCAACAUGAGACUGAUUGAUUGCAGUCCUAAAUAACAAUGGGAAGAUACGAGUAAAACAGCACCAAGUGAACAAAUAUGAAUAUUUUAGUUACUUAACAAUUAUACAAUAGAAAUACAUGUAUAGUACUAGUCCAGAAAUGUAUUCCAACAGUUACCAUUCAUUAUUCUCAUCGGGACAUAACAACCCACUACAUCAUUUUACAAAUACACGCAUUUUUUAUACCCGCAUUCUGACACAAAUUAAUACAGUGACAGAACAUACAAAUUCACCUUGACCAUAAAUUACUUAACAUUGACAUAUUCAAACCUAUUAUGAGUUUGAUUGUACUAAAAGAUUCUGAAUUGUUUCCUUUGGACUAUUUAGACUUAUGUUAAUUUAAUGUCGGUCAAUUAUUUAUUCUGAAGAAGUGGAGUACAUUAAGUCACGAAACGUCAGAAAUAUAUUUUUCUACUCAUUAGGAUAUAACAAAAAGUAUAUUUAUUAUUAACCUUCUACUCAAUGCUCGAUUUGUUUGAAACCAUCAAGUCCAACCUUGCCAUUGAUACUGUGGUGGACCAGACGAUAUAUAAACACAAAAAGUAUCAACAAAGUUAAUAAAAAACAAUAGUAAUAUUAAUAUAUAUCAGUUAAAUGUUACAAAUACAAUAAAAAUGGGACUGUGGUGGACCAGACAAUAUAUAAACGCAAAAGGUAUCAACAAAGUUAAUAACAAUCAAUAGUAAUAUUAAUAUAUACAAGUUAAAUGUUACAAAUACAAUAAUAAUUAAGGACGUUACUUAAAUUGCCCAAACGUUGCGUGUUCUGAUUAAGUCCAGUAAUGUAAAUCCACAAUUAUAAAUGCUUGAUGACUCUGAGCAGGUUGGUGAACUCUCUAGCGAUAUAGUCCAACGUAGGAUGUGAUAUAUUCCGAUUAUAGUCUAUAAAUGUAGAUAGUAUUUGAUUUAAACUUCCAUUAACUCAAUCACAAAUGAAGAUA